GAUGGAUAGAUGGAUAAAUAGAUAGGUCAAGAUGUUGGAACCACCUACCUGGAAAGUACCUUGGAAAAACUGGGCACUGAGGAGAACUGGUGCUGUUUUAAGGGCACAGAGUUGUCACAAUAAAUAUUGAUCUGAUUUAAGGUUUUUUGUUUACUGCACUUUUGCAUAAAGAAGUUGAUAAAUAAAUAAAAAUCAUUCAUGGCCUUAUUAAAAAAAAAACUUAACUCUAAGUUUAAACCUGUGCAACUCAAUAAAUAACAUCAAAAUGAAUACGCACACUGCUUGAAAUAAGCAAAAUAUCACAUCGCUUACAGCGGCACUCGUUUGCCCCGCCUCUUCCGAGUAGGUCAACCAAUGGCCGUGCAGCUUUUCUCUGUACUUCCUUAGCCACUAAACAUCAGAACAACAUCCCCGGAAGUACCAUGGGACGUGAACUCACUCGUGUUCCUGCUCCACAUUGGCGGUAGGUCAAUAUUUGACUAUCUGCUACGCGUCGGUAUCUUUGGUCAACAUAAAGCAGCUGCCCAGAAACAGACUCUUUUUGUUCCUGCGGGUGAACAUUGGACCAAGCGAUAAAAGGCAUCUGUGCGGCCGCAGUGCUCAUGAUGGACGACACAGGCAGAGAGCUGAGGCCACUUGAAGACCCAGAGGAUGAUUGCUACUCUUCCUCUUCAGACGACACCUCCGUGGAAGUAGGGGAAAAACCCAAGACCCCCCGGGUUGAUGCCAUGUGUGUAGAGACACCAAGGGAAAAUGGGUUUCACCAGUCUACCAGGAUCUGUCUGGAGUACAUCAGAGAGGCCAUGCUGCAUCACAGAUGGCAAGAGGCUGCAGAAUAUAUGGCAUGUUACCCCCAAAUGUUGGAAGACACAUCUUUCGGCUAUACGGAGCGGUGUAAAGAGCUCGUUUGGAGACUCAGCACUGAGAUCCUUCACCAUCACCCCAACUCAAAUAUGGACGACUACAACAGCAUCUAUGAACGAAUGAAACAUUCAGGAUUCAAGCAUUACCUGAAGAUCAGUCUGGAACAUUCCUUCCACCUGCUGCUCCACGGUCACAUUGUAGAUGCGAAGCGUCAAUUGUUGACCACUGCGAGUUGGAGGUAUGGGAAGGAGCAGGCAGUUCAGCAUCAGAAGGCUAAAUUGAUCCACGCCUACAGGAGCCUGCUGGAUUAUAUCCUCUGGUGUGACAAGAAGGUCUCAAACUCCGACCCUGACUAUCAGGAAUCUUGUGACAUCCAAGAGAAGAAUAACAACUUCAGACAGGCCUCUGUGAAUCUUAAGGAGAUUGUGAGAAAUCCUGGUGUCUGGGAUCCCUUCAUACUGAGUUACGUUGAGAUGCUGGAGUUCUAUAAGGAUCACAAGGAAGCUUUGAGUGUCCUGAAUGACUACGCCUAUGACAACAAUUUUCCUCCCAAUCCCAAUGCGCACGUCUAUCUGUACCAGUACUUAAAGCGGCACGAUGCCCCGGAGAAGAAACUGUUGAAAGUGUUGAAGAUCCUCCAUGUGUCAGUCCCAAGCCACGAGCUGAUGUUGGAGUACAGCUCUCUCCUGCUUCAGUCAGAGAAAGAAAGUGAUAUCCAAAAAGCUUUUCGAAUCAUUGUGGAAAUGCUGGACUUCGCAUGCUGGAGGAGCAACCUGGAUGUGUGGAACCGCUUAAAGGCCAUUAUUCAGAAAUUAAAAUCCCAAAAAGACUGGAGGAAGGUGGUCCACGCAGAAAUGGCUGGAAGAAAAGACUGGUGGCCCGUGCUGCACUUCACGAGCUUCCACGCCAGUAAAGACUCUGAUGAGAACCCAGAUCUGAUGGAGGUGAAGGCAUCACUGAUAAAUGUCCUCUGCCCAGAUACGAAGCUGAAGUACGGCGCCAGAGGGGUAAACAGUGGAGAGCGAACGUGAGAGAGGAGCACAGAGAAAACAUAUCGAAUGGUGUCAAUUCAAGAAGAGGGAUGAGACGCUGUCGGGAAACGUCAGCAAAGUCAGAGUCUUCAUGAAGAGAUUUCUUUUUGGGUGAUUAUUCUGAACUUAUAGUUCACUGACACAGAUGUGUGUUUCCAAGGUCAGAAAAAAAACCCUCUGUAUUUCUCUUUUUUUUUGUAAACAUUGUUUCCUCAUAUGUUGAUGCCUGUAUCAUUUGUCCUGAAGGCACGAGCCACGUCCUCCACUGUGUGGAGCUCUUGUUCUGUGCGCUUGGCAAGCGAGUGUCUGGAGGGUAUGACCGCCUGAGUCUGACAGAAACUGAGUGCGGCGCUGAAUCAGUGUUCGCGUUCGGUCUCGUGGUUUCCUGUAAACAUUCUAAUGAGAGCUGAGUCUCGUUCUGCCCCCAGCUGACCUUUGACCGCUGUGUGUGGGGGGGUUUAGGGUCAUUAGUGAGAGAGCACCACACGCAGCCGCAGGGAUUUUCUCUGUCAGCUCCACUGUCAUGUCAGGAUAGUCUGCACGGACCUUUCAGCUACAUAAUUUGCAGCAGUUUUAGUCAGUGGGAAAGACCGAUGCCAAUUUGUUACUGCUAAUAGCAUUAAAAUGUAUUAAUUUGUAUUAAUAAUUUUUUCAUCGACUGUGAGAGGUGCCUUCCGGGAAAGACGCGCUCGAAUGUAUUUGCACAGAAACACUACAUCCCUUCCUGUCACGCCUUUAUUUCACAAACACUGCGAUACCGUGUCUCCUAUAGUAGAGAGGCUCACACCCUUUGAUGCCAUAUUUAAAAAAAAUAAAUUAAAAAAAGUGAUAUUUUUGUACAAAGAAUAUUUCUGUUGGCUUGACAGGAUCCUCGGCCUUCAAACGCUGUGCUUGCUCUCCCCCCUUUGUACUGAACCAUGAAAUAAAUCUUGCAUCCAGCAGCAUGCCAAUUUAA
Messenger RNA from Scophthalmus maximus (turbot), 2850 nucleotides. It is a transcript of the gene taf1a, whose product is annotated as TATA box binding protein (TBP)-associated factor, RNA polymerase I, A. NCBI's taxonomy places the organism in Eukaryota, Metazoa, Chordata, Actinopteri, Pleuronectiformes, Scophthalmidae. Gene Ontology annotation, cellular component: RNA polymerase I transcription regulator complex. The record is from RefSeq and is a predicted model, not a curated record. The transcript is spliced from 11 exons. The coding region runs from base 603 to 1895 and encodes 430 amino acids. Gene Ontology annotation, biological process: transcription by RNA polymerase I.